Messenger RNA from Syngnathus typhle (broad-nosed pipefish), 1393 nucleotides. RefSeq names its product 3-hydroxyisobutyryl-CoA hydrolase (gene hibch). The transcript is spliced from 14 exons. Bases 103 to 1251 code for a protein of 382 amino acids. Gene Ontology annotation, molecular function: 3-hydroxyisobutyryl-CoA hydrolase activity. Gene Ontology annotation, biological process: L-valine catabolic process. Gene Ontology annotation, cellular component: mitochondrion. The record is from RefSeq and is a predicted model, not a curated record. NCBI's taxonomy places the organism in Eukaryota, Metazoa, Chordata, Actinopteri, Syngnathiformes, Syngnathidae.
AUUUGUGGCGUCACGAAUACUGACCAAUCAAGAAGAGUUGCGACCUCUUUCAGGAAGUGAACACGGAAGAAAACACACGCUCAAGCCAACCCAAUCCAAGUCAUGUCAUUUAAAAUAAUGACGUCUAAACACAGACUCCGAGCCAUCUGCAGACUUCAUCGAAUCCAAGGACAGAUGAUGUCCAGUCACGUGGAGCCCGAGGUUAUCAUGGAGAAGGUGGGCCGGGCUGGUGUGAUCACCAUGAACAGGCCCAAAGUGCUAAACGCCCUCAACUUAACCAUGAUCCGAUCCAUCUACCCUCAGCUCAAGAAAUGGGAGAGUGACAGCGCUACGGACCUUGUGAUCAUCAAAGGGGCAGGCGGGAAAGCGUUUUGCGCCGGUGGAGACAUCCGAGCAAUUACGGAAGCGGGCAAAGUUGGCGAUCCUCUUUCGCAGGUCUUCUUCCGUGAAGAAUACACUCUGAACAACGCCAUAGGAACGUGCAAGAAACCAUUCAUUGCCUUCAUUGAUGGAAUAACAAUGGGAGGGGGGGUUGGCCUGUCAGUUCACGGACGCUUUCGAGUGGCCACCGAGAGAACCAUGUUUGCCAUGCCGGAGACCGCUAUCGGUCUGUUCCCCGACGUGGGAGGUGGUUAUUUCCUGCCGAGGCUUCAGGGCAAGCUGGGCCUCUUCCUGGCUCUGACGGGCUUCCGCCUCAAAGGCCGCGACGUGCACCGAGCUGGAAUCGCCACUCACUUUGUCGAGUCCGACAAGAUGUCGAACCUGGAGAAGGAGCUGGUGGACUUGAGGUCCCCUUCUGCUGACAACAUUGCCAGAGUCUUAGAUUCCUUCCAUGGCGAGAGCAGCCUGGACUGUGACAAGCCGUUUGUCCUGGAGCAGCAGAUGGCCGACAUUGACAGGCUGUUCGACGCCACCAGCGUGGAAGGCGUCGUGCGCAACCUGAAGGCUGACGGCUCACAAUUUGCAAAGAAACAAGCGGAGACUUUGUCCAAGAUGUCCCCCACCUCCAUGAAAAUGACCUUCAAACAGCUGCAGCUCGGCACCACGCUCAGCCUGCAGGACGUCUUGCGCAUGGAGUACCGCCUGAGUCAGGCCUGCAUGCGGGGCUGCGACUUCUACGAGGGCGUCCGAGCUGUACUGGUGGACAAGGACCACACUCCCAAAUGGAAGCCGGCCACCCUGGAGGAGGUGACCGACGCCAGCGUGGAGGAAUGGUUCACCUCCCUCGGGGACAAAGAUCUGGCCUUGUGAGCUUCAAUACAUGCCCCGUCGUGACCGAUGAAUUUUGAAUCGAGAAACUCCUCCCGUCCGGGCUGAUGAGUCCAAAAUUCUUUCGUCAUAUACGCCAUGUUGCCGUGUCUCAUCAAAUGUGAAAUGAAACAAGCAAGUCAAA